UCUACCUUGGAACUAGCGCGUAGUACCGAAAAAUAAGGCUACAUAAGCUGGAGUGAAUACGCAGUACGUUAAGCAUGGGACGAGAAUCAAGGCAUUACAGGAAACGGUCAUCAUCCAGGGGACGCUCUGGAAGCAGAUCCAAAAGUAGAUCGCCAGACUCGAAGCGUUCCAAGAAAGACGACCGGGCUGGCUCUCGCAACCGUGACCACAGCAGAAGAGAGCGGUCCAGAAGCAGAGAGCGCCGGAGGUCUCGGUCCAGAGACCGAAAGCGUCAAAGGCGAUCAAGGAGUCGAGACAGGAGGCGAUCCAGAAGUCGGGAUCGCAAGAGGUCAAAGAGUAGGAGCAGAGGGAGGAGGUCAAGAUCUUCCAGUCCGAGUAAAAGUCGAAAAAACGAUGAAAGGUCUCACAGCAAGGAGAAAUCAGACAACGGAGAGCAGUCAGCAGAGAAGAAAAAAAUAAAGGAAGAGAAGGAGGAAAUAAAGGAGAAAGAUGAAGAUGUAAACUUCGAUCAUAACACAUUGGAGGAGGAGAUGAGGAAGAGGAAGGAGCGUGUGGAGAAGUGGCGAGAGGAGCAGAGGAAGAAGGCCAUGGAGAACAUUGGUGAGAUCAAGAAAGAGCUUGAGGAGAUGAAGCAAGGCAAAAAAUGGAGCCUGGAGGAUGAUGAUGAUGAUGAUGAAGAAGGCCCAGUGUCAAUGGAGACUGAAGGGGAGGAGGGGAAAGGGGGGGAGAAAGAGGGGGUGACGGAGGAGAGCAAACCUAUGGAGGAAGAGGCUGGUGAGGAGCUAGAUCCCCUGGAUGCCUACAUGGAGGAGGUUAAAGAGGAGGUGAAGAAGUUUAACAUGGGCACAAUGAAAGGGGGAAAUGGCAAGAAGGGAGGGAUGACUGUGACCAAGGUUGUGACUGUGGUGAAAACCAAAAAAACACCACACACCACCAAGAAGAAGGGAGAGCUAAUGGAAAAUGAUCAGGAUGCUAUGGAGUACUCAUCUGAAGAAGAGGAGGUGGACCUGCAGACUGCUCUCACUGGCUUUCAGACCAAGCAGCGAAAGGUUCUGGAGCCUGUGGACCAUCAGAAGAUAGAAUAUGAGCCGUACCGGAAGAACUUCUACGUGGAAGUCCCUGAGCUGGCCCGAAUGACAGCAGAGGAGGUGAAUGAGUACAGAUUGGAACUGGAGGGGAUCACAGUGAAAGGCAAAGGCUGCCCCAAACCAAUCAAGACAUGGGUUCAGUGUGGGACAUCAAUGAAAGUCUUAAAUGCCCUUAAAAAGCACAACUACGAGAAGCCCACUCCCAUCCAGGCACAGGCCAUACCCGCCAUCAUGUCCGGCCGCGAUCUCAUUGGCAUCGCUAAGACGGGCAGUGGGAAAACCAUCGCCUUCCUCCUGCCCAUGUUUCGCCACAUUUUGGACCAGAGGCCGUUGGAGGAAGGGGAGGGGCCCAUCGCUGUAAUCAUGACCCCUACGAGAGAGCUGGCCCUGCAGAUCACCAAAGAGUGUAAAAAGUUCUCCAAACCACUGGGUCUGAGGGUGGUGUGUGUGUACGGAGGCACGGGCAUCAGUGAGCAGAUUGCUGAGCUGAAGAGAGGAGCAGAGAUUAUCGUGUGCACUCCAGGGCGAAUGAUUGACAUGCUGGGUGCCAACAGUGGCCGCGUGACAAACCUGCGGAGAGUUACCUACGUGGUCGUGGAUGAGGCAGACCGAAUGUUUGACAUGGGCUUUGAACCACAGGUGAUGCGGAUUGUGGACAAUGUUAGGCCAGACCGUCAGACGGUGAUGUUUUCUGCUACUUUCCCACGAGCCAUGGAGGCGUUGGCCCGGCGGAUCUUGUCAAAACCUAUCGAGGUGCAAGUUGGAGGCAGGAGUGUGGUGUGCUCGGAUGUGGAGCAGCAUGUGAUUGUGAUUGAGGAGGAUAAGAAGUUCCUGAAGCUGCUGGAGAUCCUGGGCCACUAUCAGGAGAAGGGCUCUGUCAUUAUCUUCGUGGACAAACAGGAGCAUGCUGACGGCCUGCUCAAAGACCUGAUGAAGGCCUCGUAUCCCUGCAUGUCUCUGCACGGAGGCAUUGACCAGUACGACAGGGACAGCAUCAUCAAUGACUUUAAGAAUGGUGCCUGCCGGCUCAUGGUGGCUACGUCUGUGGCCGCACGAGGCCUGGACGUCAAACAGCUCAUCCUGGUUGUCAACUACAGCUGCCCCAACCACUACGAAGACUAUGUCCACCGGGCCGGACGGACAGGCCGAGCCGGUAACAAGGGUUAUGCCUACACGUUCAUCACAGAGGAACAGGCACGAUACGCGGGUGACAUCAUCAAAGCCUUGGAACUUUCUGGGUCUCUGGUCCCACCAGAGCUGGAGCAGCUGUGGACCACCUUUAAGGAGCAACAGAAAGCUGAGGGCAAAACCAUUAAGAGCAGUAGUGGUUUUUCUGGGAAGGGCUUUAAGUUUGAUGAAACGGAGCAUGCGCUGGCCAACGAGAGGAAGAAACUGCAGAAAGCCGCUCUAGGCCUUCACGACUCGGAUGAUGAGGACACCGCCCUGGACAUUGAUGAGCAGAUUGAGAGUAUGUUUAACUCUAAGAAGCGGGUUAAAGACUUGUCUGCUCCGGGAGGCAGUGGAGCCGCUUCCGGCCCAGGGGUUGCCGGGGUCACAGCCGCGGCCGCCACCCUGGGCAGCCUUGCCACGCCUUCAGCUGGAAACAUCCAGAAACUAGAGAUUGCCAAGAAGCUGGCACUGAAGAUCAACGCCCAGAAAAACCUGGGCGCUGAGGCUCAGGUUAGUGAUGUGAUGCAGCAGGCCACCAACGCCAUCCUGAGGGGUGGAACCAUAAUCGCUCCCUCUGUCUCCGCUAAAACCAUCGCCGAGCAGUUAGCCGAGAAGAUUAACGCCAAGCUGAACUACAUCCCCGUGGAGAAGCUAGAGGAGGAGCGUCAGGCGGCUGAGCAGGCUGAGAGCAUCAAGAGAUACGAAGAGGAGCUAGAGAUCAACGACUUCCCUCAGACUGCCCGGUGGAAGGUCACAUCGAAGGAGGCUUUGCAGAGGAUCGGCGAGUAUUCUGAGGCUGCCAUAACCAUCAGAGGAACCUACUUCCCCCCAGGCAAAGAGCCCAAGGAGGGGGAGCGCAAGAUCUACUUGGCUAUCGAGAGUGCGAAUGAGCUGGCUGUACAAAAAGCCAAAGCAGAGAUCACAAGACUCAUUAAAGAGGAGCUUAUCCGACUGCAAAACUCUUACCAGCCAGCCAUCAAAGGAAGAUACAAGGUUUUAUAGGUGUACCCAUAUGGAGAACACACACACUCUUCCUCUAUUUCACAUCGACAAACACACACACACUCUUCCUCUAUUUCACAUCGACAAACACACACACACACACACUCUUUAUUGUCUCUGGUUAAAAGUAUGAUUGCCAGGACAUUGUGUGAAAUGUAAUGUAAACCAUGAGAAGUCCUGAUAGCACUGAUUUAGAGGUUUUUAUCUUUCUACCCCCUUAUUCUUUUACUGUCUUUUAUCCAGAAGUUCUGCAAAGAUCAUUUUCAAUUGGUGUGUAGUGUGUGCAAAUAGGUAAAAUCUUCAUUUUGUUUGCUCUCGAUCGCUGAGGUAUCCACAGAUCAUUUUGACCCGCCUAAAAGUCAAAAACUUUCUUUCCCUGCGGUCUGUCCUUAGUUAAUAACUUGUUCAGAUUAUGCGUCUUUAAAAUCUGUGGGAUUUUUUUUUGUGGUUUGUUUUGUUCUGACCCUUGUCUUCAAGUCACUCAGUCUUAGGCAGUUUAUCAGACAUGCUAGUCAAAUGUCUUUUGCAGGAUUUUCUGUGUGACUUUAUGGAAAUAUUAAAUGUGUCGCUUGAAA
This is a messenger RNA of Chanos chanos (milkfish), 3835 nucleotides long. It is a transcript of the gene ddx46, whose product is annotated as DEAD (Asp-Glu-Ala-Asp) box polypeptide 46. Lineage: Eukaryota; Metazoa; Chordata; Actinopteri; Gonorynchiformes; Chanidae. Bases 75 to 3260 code for a protein of 1061 amino acids. Gene Ontology annotation, molecular function: ATP binding; RNA helicase activity; nucleic acid binding. The transcript is spliced from 23 exons. The record is from RefSeq and is a predicted model, not a curated record.